AUGGCGUGUGUGAAGUCUUCAUCACGACGAUCCUCUUCCUCCUUCAACUGUGUGACCCACUGCAGCCAACCCUUCCUCCCGGACACACACACCCCUACGACUCGCAGUGCCCACAGUGAUAGUGGUGUGUUUGAUGGGGUGGGGUCGAUGCAUGGUCGUCCUGCUAGUAUGGGCGGAGUCAGAACUGUGGAUCACACCCACUUCCUGUCUGCUGAUGUCAGUCAGUUCGAGGCGCCAGAUGUUGUGGUUACGGCCAACAACCGCCACAUCACCAUCCACGCAGAGAAGGUAGCUGAGGAUGGGGGUGUAAGGGACUCAUUUACCCAGAAGUCUUUGCUGCCAGCUGACGUGGACCUACUGGGCAUCAGCUGCACUUUGACCCCUGACGGCAUGCUGGUCAUCAGUGUCCCGCGCCUCACCUCCCACUCUGACCUCUGACCUUUCACCCUGAACCAGGAAGUCCAGCACCAGCACCACUGCUGAGACACACUACUACUGU
Alosa alosa (allis shad) is the source of this 499-nucleotide messenger RNA. RefSeq names its product heat shock protein beta-7-like. The coding region runs from base 1 to 438 and encodes 145 amino acids. The record is from RefSeq and is a predicted model, not a curated record. The transcript has 4 exons. Lineage: Eukaryota; Metazoa; Chordata; Actinopteri; Clupeiformes; Clupeidae.